CACACUGGCCGGAGCGCGAGCGACGAGGAGGCAGAAAGAGUUCGCUUCCCGCCAUAUUUUCCGAAGCUGAAAUCGAACUGCGACCGCGAGAGAGAGGGAGAGAGAGAUGGGGCGAGCUCCGAAGAGCGCGGGGUCGAACCCUAGCGGCGGCGACAAUCCGGAGGCGGCGGAGCGGCGGAGGCUGAAGAAGCUCGCCUUCUCGAAGGGGGCGCUGUCGGAGGCUCCGGCGAGGUGCGCCGCCCCGCUGGGCCCUUCCAAGACGGUGCUGAAGCACCACGGGAAGGACAUCAUCAAGAAGUCCCAGCGGAAGAACCGCUUCCUCUUCUCGUUCCCGGGGCUUCUCGCCCCGAUCGGGGGCGGGAAGAUCGGGGAGCUCAAGGACCUGGGUACCAAGAACCCCGUCCUCUACCUCGAUUUCCCUCAGGGACAGAUGAAGUUGUUCGGGACAGUUGUAUUUCCAGAGAAUAGGUAUCUGACAUUGCAGUUCUCUAAAGGCGGGAAGAAUGUCAUGUGCGAGGAUUACUUUGAUAACAUGAUUGUAUUUUCGGAUGCCUGGUGGAUAGGGAAAAAGGAUGAGAACCCCGAGGAAGCACGUUUGGAUUUUCCUGAGGAGUUGAUUGAGGGCCAACAUCUAGAGCAUGACUUUAAAGGUGGGGCAGGUGCAACCAUUGUAGAUAAGCUACUGGGUAAUAGAACAGCAAAGAAAAUUGCAGAAGACCCCCAGAUUCCUAGAUCUCCAUCUGAAGAUGAUGUGUCAAAUGAUGGCAAUGAGUUGAAAGAACCAAUGGAAGUGACACCAGUUCGCCAGUCAGAGAGAAACAUGGGAAAAAAGUUAAGAUAUAUGGAGGUUUCUUCUGGAGAUGAUUCUAUCGGAAGUGAUUUGGGUGUGGCUGAUGCAGAAGAAGAAAAGGUUCCAGGUUCCUUGGUAGGACAAUCUAACAUUUACCAUCGAGAUUCUGUAGAAACGAUGGAACAAAGUGAAGACUGUUCAGUAUCAGCAACCAAGUCUAAGAAACGGUCUGUUACUUCAACCAGGUCCAAGGAAACCUCUCGUGCUAGUCAUGGUUCACUUGUUCAGGCGACUAUCUCUACAUUGUUUAAGAAAGUGGAGGAAAAGAAUGGAACCAGAAAAGCAGGAGAAAUCUCGAUCAGUUACAGUUUCUGGGAAGAAAGCAAGGAAGACUGAAUCAAAGAGGAAAAUUGAUCAGUCUCAGGAGGGACGAAAUAAAAAGAGAAAAGUGAUUAAAGGAAAAGAAAUCGGUGCUCCAGAGGUCCAGGCAAAAAAUGAAGAUUUCGAGGUUGAAGAGGACCCCAUUGAAGAGUCACCAAGCGCAUCACAGCAAUCUGAAAACUGCUGAUAGGAUGCUGGAAAUUGGUACUGAAGGAAGUGAUGCAGAGUGGACUGCUUGAGAUUGUAAAAGUGACUACACUUUGUUGCCCGAGGCAUACUUGAAGACAUUCAAGCGCGUCCCUUGAUUGCUCGCGGAUGUCUUAUUAUCCACAGUAUUCUAUACAGCCAAAGCAUUGCUGCAAUAACCAUAGCCAUAGAGUUACUUAUCUUCCAUCUUGGGAAAGGCCGUCUGUUAGAAUAGCUAGUAAGUUUUUUUGUUAUUGUUAAAGUAAAAUAAUGUAUACUAUAUCACUAUGUAAAUCGUAUAUACAACAGGUUAUUUUCACGGG
Eucalyptus grandis is the source of this 1680-nucleotide messenger RNA. RefSeq names its product DNA-binding protein RHL1. Gene Ontology annotation, molecular function: DNA binding. Lineage: Eukaryota; Viridiplantae; Streptophyta; Magnoliopsida; Myrtales; Myrtaceae. Bases 107 to 1186 code for a protein of 359 amino acids. The transcript is spliced from 13 exons. The record is from RefSeq and is a predicted model, not a curated record. Gene Ontology annotation, biological process: DNA endoreduplication.